Pseudophryne corroboree (corroboree frog) is the source of this 3368-nucleotide messenger RNA. It is a transcript of the gene IHH, whose product is annotated as Indian hedgehog signaling molecule. Lineage: Eukaryota; Metazoa; Chordata; Amphibia; Anura; Myobatrachidae. Gene Ontology annotation, biological process: protein autoprocessing; multicellular organism development; cell fate specification. The coding region runs from base 620 to 1849 and encodes 409 amino acids. The transcript has 3 exons. The record is from RefSeq and is a predicted model, not a curated record. Gene Ontology annotation, molecular function: patched binding; calcium ion binding.
GCAGGACAGGGAUGAUGUGUUACCCAGCCAGCUGUGUGAGUGUGGCAGACAUCAUUACAGGCUGGAGUCCACGGUGAGCACUGGGGAAGCCACCCCCGGGUCACACAGCAGCAGAGCAAUACCCAGGUACGUCACUCGGGGGAGAGACAGCUCAUUCAUACAGUGACAGCCCCAUCACAGUCCAUGAGGACAGUCAGAGACAGUCUGCGUGACAGCCCCGCACACACCUCAGUCACAGGGGCGGACGCGCGCAGCCCUGAGUGCGACUCCAGUAGUGUCAUGAAGUGGGCGUGAGAGUGAGUGCGAGCUCCGCAGACCCCGAUAUAACCCCCACCCCCCGUCCUGUGAUCCAUGUGCCAAAACAAACCGCCUUUCCUAUUUAUUGCGGCCAGAUAGUGGCAGCUCCCAGACAGAGCAGCGGCGCACCUACAGCCCCUGGAUACAGUGCCCUGCUGGAAGGGGACCAGGAGAGACAGCAGGCACCUGCCGGCAACGGGACACCUACCAGGGACAGGUCACAGCCGCCCGGGACCACUCAGCUCCCCCUGGCCGGGGUGGAGGUGUCAGGCGGCGGAUGGAGCUCCCGUGAUCCGCAGCCCCAGGGAGCCCCGGACGCCCCAUGCAGCUGCCCCUGAUUGUGCUGCUGCUCUGCGGCGCUGCGCUGCUCUUAAGCCCGGCGGUGCGUGGCUGUGGGCCGGGCAGAGUGGUGGGCAGGAGGCGAAGACCUACCAAGCUCAGCCCGCUCUCCUACAAGCAGUUCAGCCCCAAUGUGCCCGAGAAAACCCUGGGAGCCAGCGGGAAGUACGAGGGGAAGAUCGCCCGCAACUCGGAGCGCUUCAAGGAGCUCACCCCAAACUACAACUCGGACAUUAUCUUCAAGGACGAGGAGAACACCGGGGCGGACCGGCUGAUGACACAGCGCUGCAAAGACCGCCUAAACUCUUUGGCCAUCUCUGUCAUGAAUCAGUGGCCGGGCAUUAAACUGAGAGUGACGGAAGGCUGGGAUGAGGAUGGUCAUCACUCUGAUGAUUCCUUGCAUUAUGAAGGAAGAGCGGUGGACAUCACCACUUCUGACAGGGACCGCAAUAAAUACGGGAUGCUGGCUAGAUUGGCUGUGGAAGCUGGUUUCGACUGGGUCUACUACGAAUCUAAAGCUCAUAUUCACUGCUCUGUGAAGUCAGAACAUUCUGCUGCGGCAAAGACUGGAGGCUGCUUCCCAGGAACAGCAACAACCACCUUAGUGUCCGGUGAGAAGAUCCCUAUCUCAGAACUUCGCCCAGGCAUGCAGGUGCCAGCCAUGGACAGCUACGGUCGCACGACCUACAGUGACUUUGUGACCUUUUUGGACCAAGAUCCAAAAGCCGUGCUUAAUUUCCAGGUGAUUAAGACCACGGACCCACCUCGAAGGCUUUCCUUAACUCCGACUCAUCUCAUAUUUGUAGCAGACAAUUUUUCCACACCGGCUGCUGACUUCAAAGCGGUGUUUGCUAGCCACAUAAAAUCUGGCCAAUAUAUACUAGUGUCUGGAGCACCUGGUCUUGUGCCAGCUAGAGUAAGCUCCGUGAGUUUGCAAAAGGACACCGGACUUUAUGCUCCUCUCACCCAACAUGGGACAAUAUUGGUUGAUGAUGUAGUAGUGUCCUGUUUCGCUCUGGUACAAAAACAGAGGCUGGCACAGUUCGUUUUUUGGCCUUUGCGGGUUUUAUACAGUCUAGGUGCAAUAGUGGGAACUGAGUCUUCCCAACAUGUUGGUCUUCAUUGGUAUAGUCAGUUUUUAUAUCAGUUGGGGCGAAUGAUCCUGAACAAGAAUGAUUUCCAUCCGUUGGGGCUUCUGCAACUGGAAAGCUGAGUUUCAUGCAAGAGAAAAAUGAAAACAAACCAUGAUAUAACCCUGAACUGUAUUCCAUGGGGUGGAUAAACAGUCUCGUUCUGGGUUGUCUGCUGAUCUACAAAAAGAGAUAUAGAAAGGCAAUUUCCGUGGCUUGGAGGCUAUAUCUUAUUUCAUAAUAGAUUUUGGUCUAGGACAUAAAUAGAAGCUGGAUGUCCUCUUGUAUUAAUUAUCAAUUUAAUUGGUAAUGAGAACUGGUCUUUAUUUUGGUGUUCAUAACUUAACUAUGGGACACGUCAACAAUCAUUAAACAUGACUGCACCCAACAGUCUUGCAGAAAGCACUUGAUAAGCCCAAUGGUACCAUGACAGCAUCAGUAUAAAGAAAUCUUUUCUACAGUAGAAACUUCAUCUGGUGCCACAGUAGCACUUCUGUGGGCUAAAGAUAUCGGCUCCAACAAUCAGGUUUCCAAGCAGCUGGUGGUUUUGCUAUGUGGGCAUUACCCUGGCCUUCAAAUGGCUUGUUAUCAAAAAACAGUACUUUACUGGGUUCAUAAAGAAGCUAAUAGUUGCUAGUUCUAUGUGUGCUUCAUCUAGAACAUUGAAUAAACUCAGUGGUCUGGUCUGCUAGUGUUUAAAUUUCCAAGGUACUAACCGAAGGAGGAACUGACACCCACAGAAAGAUCAGAGAUAAAAGGGCGACUUUCUGCUUUUAGAUUGCAGUAAAUCAGACUUCUGUAUAGGAGAAGAUUCAGAAAAUGCAUGGAAAGAGAUGAAGACUACAGGAAUGGUUCCAUAUGAAUCUUAGACCGCAUAUAAAUGCUAGGCGUCUAUAUUGGUACAAAUGAAAUGUCUGCUACUAUGUAUCAGGGUGGUACAUUCCCACGGGUGGAGGAGAAAUUAUGGUCACUUCCCACUUACUGAGAAAGCCCUGUAAAAUAAUUACAUAAUUUAUUAAAAAGAGUCAAGAUAAGAUUAACCCUUUUUAUGCUGCCUGCCAAGGCCUGCAUGUACUGGAAGCAUGAAUUAUAUGCUUCUAGUCUACUGAUGCUCAAUUACAUCUCAUUUUAAACCCAUUCAGCUGGUGCCAUGUAGCUUGUAAAAUGAACUCAUGUAUGUCUGCACCAGUGCAAGGGGUUUCGUAAUGAAUUAAUGUGUAUAUACCCGGUAUUUAACGUCUUCCAGGGAGAGGUUAUAGAGCAUGGCAUCGCAUGCUCCCUCACAAAACAAAUUGACUCAUUUCCUUACUUCCCCCACCACCGCCAUAUUUAUUUUAUUAUGCAACUGUGUAUUAUAGGUGUAUAAAUGUUUCUUGUUUAUAUAUAAAUAUAUAAGACAAAGUUAUUAAUAUUAUAUUUCUGCCAGUACUUAUAUGGAGGGAAAAGGAUGUUUUUAAGGUAAAAUGAUUUAGUACAUUGUAAAAGCUCUGCGGAUAUUUGGACUGGUGGGGUUCUGCUCUGAAUAGCACUACGCACCCCAGGCGGAGAAUUGAUUAAGCACAUUUCAGCUCAGGUCUUCCAAUAAAAUUACAUUCUGACUUA